UUAAAGCUGAUAGGUGAGUUGAACAAUGAUGAUAAUAGAGAUCAUUGGUAAAUAUUAGUUGGUCAAAGAGAGUUAAUUUUUUAAAUGAGGUCAUCUAAAUAAACAAUCAAAGGAAAUUGGAGCUAAUUUCAUUACAGAGUCAACUGUUACUUGGGAUACUUUUCCUUUGUGAACAGUGUUGGUAACCCAGAAAUGAUAACCGGUGAGCGUUAACCAGCCUACUCAGUGAGCUUAACUUGUUUGUUUAAUAUAAAUUGAUCUCAUCUUGAUAAUAAUGUUACAUUCACCAUCGGUGUACAUUAGCCGCAAACAAUUUCCACCAUAAUUUUUAGCUGAAACAGUUCAAAGUUAGCCAUGAUGAUGGUGAAUGGUUUCCAACUGUUGCUUGUUUUGAUUCCCUUGUUUGGAUCCUUUAGUCAGUCACAGUGUUUUAUUGAAGAUGGUUACAAACGAUACAAUGAUUAUUCCGUCCUUCGAUUCAUUCCGACCAAUGUUGAACAAUUGAAAUUUCUUUAUGACUUGGCCCAUAAUGAGACUUUCCUAAUGGAGCGAGGUGUUGACUUCUGGACUGCACCAGGUAAUCUCAAUGCGUCUGUGGAUGUUAUGUUGUCUCCAGAAGCACGGUCUUCAUUGGCUCCUCUCUUCAAAUCAAACCUUCUGAAUCCAAGUGUGAUGAUUGACGAUGUUCAAAGACGUAUAGAUGCUGAGAACGAAAUUAAAGGAAGACAAAGUUUUCCAUUUCCAUUUGGCUUACGAGGAUCUCGACCAAAUACAAAACUAUUCUUUAACACCUAUCAACGCUAUGAUACGAUUAUGGCAAUGUUGGAUGAUAUGGCCAAGUCCAACGACAAGUUAAGACUUUCAGUUGAAGUUAUUGGAAAAUCUUUUGAAGGCCGUGAUCUGAAAAUAAUCAAGAUAAGUAACGGUGCAUCCAAUGGUAAACGUAAAAUCUGGAUUGAUGCUGGUCUUCAUGCUAGAGAAUGGAUUGGCCCAUCAACUGCUAUGUACUUUAUUAAUAAGUUGGUUACAUCAGCUGGUAAAGAUGAAGCUGUGGAUCAAAUUCUGAAUAAAUAUGACAUUGUUAUACUUCCGCUUGCCAAUCCGGAUGGUUAUGAAUACACUCAUACAACGAAUCGUAUGUGGCGUAAAACUAGAUCUCAAACCAAUAGUAGAUGGGGAUACAUUUGCCGUGGAACUGAUCCUAAUCGAAAUUGGUCUUAUAAGUGGGGAACUGGUGGAUCAAGUUCUAAUGCAUGCUCUGAUAUCUUCGCUGGUCCAAAACCAUUCUCCGAACCUGAAACCAAAGCUAUGUCUCAAUACAUCCUGAAAAAUGGACCCUGGGAUAUGUAUAUCAGCUUCCAUUCUUAUUCACAAUUGAUUCUCUUACCAUGGGGCUGGACAACUGAUUUACCCGAACAUUACAACGAAAUGUACCGAGUCGCCGAAAAGGCAGCCACAAAUUUAAAAUCUCUUUAUGGCACUACAUUCACUGUUGGAAGUGCUACUAAUCUUCUAUAUGUCGCCUCUGGUGGAUCUGAUGAUUGGGCCUAUGGUGAAGCUGGUAUCAAGUACUCUUAUACUUUUGAACUUCGAGAUACUGGUGAUCAUGGAUUUGUCUUACCUGAAGAGUUUAUAAAACCCACUGGUGAAGAAACUUUCUUGGCUUUCAAAACUAUGUGUGAUGAGAUAUAUCAGACGAGUUAGAAUGCAAUACAAACAUAAUUCAACUCAAGAAUGAUAUAGACUUGUAAAUAAAAUGACAAACAAACAGAUAAAUCAUUAAAAUAACCGUUAAAAUACACUAAA
Messenger RNA from Tetranychus urticae (two-spotted spider mite), 1806 nucleotides. Its product is annotated as carboxypeptidase B. Gene Ontology annotation, molecular function: zinc ion binding; metallocarboxypeptidase activity. Gene Ontology annotation, biological process: proteolysis. NCBI's taxonomy places the organism in Eukaryota, Metazoa, Arthropoda, Arachnida, Trombidiformes, Tetranychidae. The record is from RefSeq and is a predicted model, not a curated record.